Messenger RNA from Oreochromis aureus, 1236 nucleotides. Its product is annotated as serine protease FAM111A-like. The transcript is spliced from 2 exons. Bases 1 to 1236 code for a protein of 411 amino acids. The record is from RefSeq and is a predicted model, not a curated record. Lineage: Eukaryota; Metazoa; Chordata; Actinopteri; Cichliformes; Cichlidae.
AUGAGAAAUGCUGGGCUACACACUAAAACAAAGGAACUUUUUAAAAAUAACGAUGUAAAACAGUUCAAGAACCUCUGUGUUUAUGGAGAAAAGGGAAUAACUGUGGCUGAGGCUCUGAAGAGAGACGGUCGCUUCAUUGAUGAUCUUGGCAACUUUGAGCUGUCCAACAAUCAGGAUCCCAAACGCCUCACUGUAUGCACACAAAAGGUAGAAAAACUACACCAGAAACAAUUCAAGAUACGCCUUCCAAAAGAUAAAAAAGAACACAAUGGAAAGCCGCAAGAAAGCCCAUCAAAUAAUUCUCAAAGUAAGUGUGAAAGAAGAUCAGGGUCAGAGAUCGUCUAUUUAGCACAACAGGAGGGAAUCCGUGUAAAAACUGCAGUGAAAGAAACCAGCAGUGAUGCUGAUACAAACAAGAUUUAUGAACUACUGCGUGAGCAGUUUCCAGAUCUGAAACGAUGGAUGGAGAGUAGAUUCCCUGGUGAUUUGUAUCAGGAAGCACUGAAUCUCAGGAAGGAAAACUUUGGAAAGAUCCAGCAGUCCUUCAGUGAAGUUCACAGAGUCAGGAAGCUGCUAGAACUGGGAAAGUCAGUUUGCAAAGUCAGUGUUAAGGAUGUUUCUAUGGGAACAGGCUUUGUGCUGUUUGAUACUUUCAUCCUGACUAGUGCACAUUUUUUUGAUGGUUACGUUGAAGGAAAUGAGCUGCAGCAGGAUGUAGAAGUGUUCGCUAUUUUUGACUAUGAGAAGUCUGAGCCAGAAACAAAUUUGUACUACUUUAGAGCAGAGAAUACAUUCAUUGACUUGGAUGCUGAGCUAGAUUAUGCAGUUCUGGAGCUCAACCCUGAAGGCUCAAAACCAAACCAGCAAACAAGAGCACAGAAAAUAAAGAGCCGAAGCCGGCCCAUGCUGUCGACAGACAGGGAGGGGGGCUGGCAGCCUAGCCUGCUGAAAUGGAGGGCUGAGCAAGGCGACGAUCUGAAAGUCCAGACAGGGAGCCAGCGUUGCAGGCUGGAGAGCUCUUACUCACUGGCUGAAGUAUCAGACACAGCGAGGUCUGACAAGCGUGUAAACCCACGGCACGUGGUUAGCACGCCAGAAAGCACAGGCAGUUGGCUAGGACGAGCCCGCGUGCAUGCUCCCCAAGGAUCCCCAGCUGGGGCCUGGGGUGCCCAGGGCCAGAACCCGGAAUUCCAGGAGCAGAGUGAGGAGAGGAAGCGUAGCUCACCGAGCUGCUGA